Molecule: messenger RNA, 1472 nt
Organism: Tribolium madens (black flour beetle)
Lineage: Eukaryota; Metazoa; Arthropoda; Insecta; Coleoptera; Tenebrionidae
Gene: Rrp1
Product: DNA-(apurinic or apyrimidinic site) endonuclease
Exons: 7
Coding region: 192-1403 (403 amino acids)
Biological process (GO): base-excision repair
Cellular component (GO): nucleus
Molecular function (GO): DNA binding; endonuclease activity; phosphoric diester hydrolase activity
Source: RefSeq, a predicted model, not a curated record
GUAAUUACAAAAUAAACAAUUUUUUUUUAGAACAUUUAGUGUCAUUUGGUUGGCGACCUUUUUUUCGUCUGUCAAAACUAUCUGUCGUUUUUUGGCGGUUUAAAAAAUAUUUGCACGUUAGCUUCUUCAGAGUUUGUUCGUGUUGAGUUUGAGAAAAUAUUAAUAUAAAUAAAUAAAUAUUAAGGUGUAAAAUGCCACCCAAGAAAGCCACCUCUAGUGCGAAGGCAAGUGGCACAAAGGCUAAAACUGGGGCCAAAACCAGAGACACCAAAACCACAAAGAAGAAUGUGGAAAAAGAAGCUAAACCUGAAGAGAACGAAGUAAAACCAACAACGACAAGAAAACGUAAGAAGGCAGAGCCUGUAACUGAAAGUAAAGAGGAAGCUGCACCUAAAAUAAGAAAAAACAAGGGCAAGACUGUCAAGUCGGCGGAUAUUGAAAGUAAGGAAGAAAAUGAAGGAGAACAUUUAGGUAAUGUAGUAGAUGUGAAAAAGGGCCAAAAACGAAAGGCUGCUACUAAAAAGGAGCCUAAACUAGAACAUUCAGAAGCAAAGGCACCUAAAAAUGCAACUAUAACCAAUUGGGAAAGUAUUAAUUUCAAAUGUACUUCAAAAUCUCCAAAAGGUAAAGCCCCCAACUUCCACAUUACUACAUGGAAUGUAGGGGGGCUAAGAAGCUGGUUGAAAAAAGGGUGUCUUGAUAUACUUCAGUAUGACCAACCUGAUAUUCUAUGUAUUCAAGAAACUAAAUGUUCUUUAGACAAAUUACCCGAAGAAGUCAAAACAAUUAAAGGCUACGAAACAUUAUGGUGUAGUAGUGAUAAAGAUGGGUAUGCCGGAGUUGGCAUUAUUGUAAAAGAUAAACCCAUUAAUGUUAUUUAUGGUAUUGAAUCUAAAGAACAUGAUACUGAAGGUCGAUGCAUCACCGUGGAGUAUGAAACUUUCUAUAUUGUCAAUGUUUAUGUUCCUAACGCAGGUCGAAAAUUAGUUACACUACCAAAACGGUUAGACUGGAAUGAAGAAUUUAAAAAGUUUAUUAAAAAAUUGGACUCACAAAAACCGGUUAUCAUUUGUGGUGAUAUGAACGUUGCCCAUACAGAAAUUGAUUUAGCGAAUCCUAAAACCAAUACCAAAAAUGCUGGAUUUACCAUCGAAGAACGAGAUGGUAUGACUGAUUUUCUAGCAAAUGGUUUUGUUGAUAUUUUUCGACAUUUAUAUCCUGAUAAGGAAAAGACUUACACGUUUUGGACUUAUAUGGGAAAUGCUAGAGGCAAGAAUGUCGGAUGGCGUUUGGAUUAUUUUUUGAUUUCUAGUAGAUUUGUGGACAAUGUUUGCGAUAACUUGAUCCAUAGUGAGGUUUUGGGGUCUGACCAUUGCCCCCUUUCUCUUCAUUUACAAAUUUAAGUGUUUUUAAAAUGUUUAGUUAUCCGUAUCUUAAGUUCUAAUAUAUUUGCAUUUUUUUAAAUAUUUCUA